CAGAAAAUGGCUGACGGCGAGAGUGUGGACUGUUUUGCGCGAGUCCGAAAAUAGUUUCAGCCAGUUCUACGUCGAUGAAUACGGUGGGUUUCGCGUGUAAGUAAGAGGCAGGAUGUUUAAAAAGGCCAAACGAGCUAACCUAAGACGGCGGAAUGAGUCCGACGAGGACGAACAGGAGGAGGGCCAGCAGCAGCAGCAGCAGCGGGCGCCGCAAGCAGGAGGGGCCGCGGCGGAGGAGAUCCCGUUUAUGGAGACUACCGGCGGCGGCGGUUUCCCCCCCGGAGUCCGCAUUACAGACGUCCAUCAUGGCAACGGCUUUCUUUCCAGUGCUGUAAAGGCGGCGAAGAGAGAAACCAAAAAUAAAAACAAGGACAAAGAGAAGGAUGCGGCGCCAACGGCUCCGAAAGCCAGCCUGCUCAGUUUCGUCGACGACGAAGCAGAUGGAUCGGAGGUGUUCCGAGUGAAGAAAUCCAACCACAGCAAGAAGAUUGUCAAACAGCUCAAAAAAGAAUACAAAGAAGAUCUGGAGAGGACUGGAACUGUCAAACAGGAGUCAAAUUCAGAUGCUCCAACCCAGCUUGCAGUGGUCAUCAAAGAGGAAGCCAGUAGCAGGGCAGGCAGUGAACAGGGGGAGGAGGAGAUGGAGGUGGACAGUGCUGAUGACCAAGAGGAGGAGCAGAGGGGUCAUGGUGUGCAGGCACACGGUCAAGCCUGCAAGGGCAACAACACUGCUGGAACCUUCAACUCCGUGUCCUCCCUCAGCAGCCUCAGACCUGGGGAGAUCCCUGACGCUGCAUUCAUCCAUGCUGCCAGAAAGCGGCGGCAAUUGGCAAGGGAACUCGGGGGUGAUGCCCCCCUGGUGGAGACGGAGACCCCCAAGAAAAGAUUAAUUCGAGAGGAAGAGCAGGAUGCUAGUGAUGAUGAAGACGAAGAAGAGAAGAGGAUCAGCUUCAGUGGCGUCAAGAACAAGAGCCAGAGGCAGAAAAUCGCUGAGGAGAUAGGUAUUGAGGGCAGCGAUGAUGAGGGAUUGGAUGCCGGUCAUGAUGAGGAGGUGAGCCGCUGGGAGCAGGAGCAGAUAAGAAAGGGAAUCAGCAUACCCCAGGUCCAGAGCAGCCAGCCAGAAGAGAGCACUGUAUACUACCAGAAUAGCUACGAGACUCAGCCCUACGGCUCGUCUUACAACAUGCCCUUCACUUACAGCUCUGUGGCCUCACAGGGUGGCAAGCCACCCGGCCAAACAGACGAAGGCUCAGUCCCCUAUAGGGCCCCCAGUGGUGACCUGACCCCAGUCUCCUCUGAUCUGGUAAAGAAACGUCUACGGGACAGGCUCAGCCAAAUGCGCACGAGCCAUGAAGCGAACACCAAACGCUACGAACAGAUCUUGGAAGAGCUAGCCACCUCUGAGAGCACCAUACAUCGGCUAGAGGGCUCUUCCGAUGAUAAUGCAGAUCAAUAUAAAUUCUUGCAAGAGAUGCGAGGGUAUGUUGGAGACUUGCUUGAGUGUUUCGGGGAAAAGGUGCCAGCUGUCCUGGAGCUGGAGGCUGCCAUGCACCAGUUACUAAGGCAACGGGCCUCGCGACUCGUCCAAAGAAGACAGGAUGAUAUUAAAGAUGAAUCGGCGGAGUUUGCAAGCCUUUCAAACAAGGCUGUCAUGGCUCCCAGUCUGGAUUCAUUUGGUCGAGACCGCACAGCCUACCAGGAGCAUGCUCGCCAGCGGAGGAUAGCCGAGAGAGAGGCACGACGAACUCGCCGGCGUCAGGCCAGAGAGCAGAAUGGAAAGAGGGCAGAGCACAGAGAAGGCCUGUCAUCUGAUGAUGAGGAGACCUCCACUGACAUCACCAGCUUCAACAUGGAAAAAGAUCGGAUCAUUAGGGAGUGUAAGAAGGUAUUUGAGGACGUGGUAGAGGAUUUCCAUUCUCUAGACUGCAUCAAAUCUCGCUUUGAGCUGUGGAGGAGAUACUACAAUGACUGCUACAAAGACGCUUACAUUGGCCUUUGUCUGCCCAAGCUCUUCAACCCGCUCGUUCGUUUGCAGCUCAUCCCGUGGAACCCACUGGAGGCGGAGUGUGCUAACUUUGAGUACAUGCUCUGGUUUGAAUCGCUACUGUUCUACGGCUGUGAAGAGCACAGCACAUUGCAGAAAGGAGACGUGGAUGUCAACCUGCUGCCCGCCAUCGUAGAGAAGGUCAUCCUCUCGAAACUGGCAGUCUUGACAGAGCAAGUCUGGGACCCACUGUCCAGCAGCCAGACAGCCAGGCUGGUGAGCUUCAUCUGUAAAUUAAUGAAGGGUUACCCCACAGUGCUGCAUGGGGACAACAGCUACACACAGGAACUGUUGAAGACUAUCGUAUUGCGGACCAGGCGGACCCUUGAUGAAGAUGUCUUCCUGCCACUCUAUCCCAAAAAUGUGCUCGAGAACAAGAACAGCAGUGCGUACUUAUUCUACCAGAGACAGUUCUGGUCCUGUGUCAAGCUCUUGGGCAACAUCCUGCAGUGGGAGGGUAUCCUUUCUGGCUCCUGUCUGAGGGAACUGGCCCUGGACAGCACGCUGAAUAGAUACAUCCUGUCUGCGUUGCAGACCACAGAGAUGAGCGUUGACAGCAUUCAGAAGUGCCAGCAGGUGGUGGAGUGCUUCCCAAUGACAUGGUUCUCUGGACUGAAGGGUCAGCAGACUUUGCCGCAGUUAGAGCCAUUCUGCCGCUACCUCACCCACCUGGCCAACUCGCUGCACCGCUGCAGCCUCGGCGGGAACGAUGUCGAACGGCGUACUGCCAAGGAGCAGAUCAAAGAGCUGGUGAGGCUGCUGGGCAACAUGAACGCCCUGGACCACAUCAUCGCGGUGGCGGCGGAGCACGGCAUUAAGGAAGUCACGCCGCUCCUCGAAGCCCAGUGAUUGGAGACCGCCCAACAUCGAUGUCUUAACUCUGCCAACGGGCAAAUCGCUUUGGACGGCAUGGGAAUGUGUUGUGUGUGUUCAUGAACGGGGGGGGGGCAGUUCUUAUGCUUAGUAAAGCAGGAGGGCAAACGAGCCUUUGUGUAAAUAUUGUGAAUAAUGUAUAUUUUCUGAAAUGGGACUGUGGAGGCAUGUUCACUCACCUGAUACUAGUAGGUGUUGUAUCCGGUCUGUUCUUCAGCGGCUGUUCUUCGAAGGGAUCGGUAUUAAAUUGGCACUAACCGAACUCUGCACGGCAAACUCUUCCAUCGUAUGAAGCGGAAGAUUCGCCAUGUUUACUUUUUACUUGGAAGUUGAUAUUUGUUUGCAUUUUGAUUAUCAGCACCUGUCUUUGAACAAGUUACACCUGUACACCAGACUCAAAUGACCAGGCUUAAUGGCUAAAAGCAGCCAAAAUGAUAAUAAUCAUCAUUACAAUGAUAUCGCGCCUUUCUAGACACCCGAAGCACGUCAUUGAAGGGGGCAACUCGCCUCAAUAACCCGUUUCUCACCCACUUACCCGUUUCUGUAUGUGCCAAAAGACUUCCGUUUUGCUCAAAGGUAGAUAUUGCCCUUACAGCCUAUGCAGGAGAACAUUUGUACCCGUACUUGAUCCUACUUCUUCCCCCGUCAGCGGUUCUGUUAACGAUGCAGGCGAGCCCACAGGGUUUUACCGCUGUGUUCUAAUUUGUCACCCCUGUUUCAGCAUUUGGUUGUUAAUAAAAUCUGGAUCUGGAAGAUCACGGAACGCUCUGGAUGUCAGGUUUACUGUAGCUGCGGCUAACGAGGUGCCCCUGGUUUGGGUUCGUCUUCUGCACUGGGACGGGGAUCUUCUCACACCUCGACAGCAGGAAUCUGUUUUACAUUUGAGUUUUUUGAUUUUGAUUGGCCGUGUCUGCGGGUGGGAAGCCGGAUGUGGGUGUGUGUCCUGGUCGCUGCACUAGCGCCUCCUCUGGUCGGUCGGGGCACCUGCUCAGGGAGGAGGGGGAAUGGCGAAUAGCGUGAUCCUCUCACGCGCUACGUCCCCCUGGCGAAACUCCUCACUGUCAGGUGAAAAGAAGCGGCUGGCGACUCCACAUGUAUGGGAGGAGGCAUGUGGUCUGCAACCCUCCCCGGAUCGGCAGAGGGGGUGGAGCAGCGACCGGGACGGCUCGGAAGAGUGGGGUGAUUGGCCAAGUACAGUUGGGGAGAAAAGGGGAGGGGGCCCAAAAAAAGUAUAUCUAUAGAGCAGUGUCAAGCCUGUGAUAAGACAUCUUCAUACAGACGAAAGGAAAUCGUUUAUUUUCAAUGCAAGCAAUGCCAUGGUUCAACUUGGCUGCAAAAGAUAACCGCAAUGCUUCGUGUUCAUGUGCUUGUGUGUUUCUGAUUUGCUCAGUGGGCCAUGGCUGAAGUGGGCCAUGAUUGCUUCGGUAAACCGGAUUAGGACGGGCCAAGAGUUUCAUGUUGCUUGUCCCUUGGUGGUAGUGAAUGGGGUGACGUUUGGGUAUUGUGACGCCGCGUUUUGUUGAAAUGAUGAAUCCGUUACCUAAAAAGUUGUGUAUCGUUGCCUGCUGGUGGAUGCUGGGCCGUUACGGUGCGUACCGUGUCGACUCAUCCGUCAUCACAGCCUCGUUACAUCAUGAGGCUGCAAUGUAAUGUAAGGAAAUGUAACCAUGACGUCACCGUGACGUCAUGAGGCUGCAAUGUAACGAAUGUAACGUAACCGUGAC
Lampris incognitus (smalleye Pacific opah) is the source of this 4641-nucleotide messenger RNA. It is a transcript of the gene paxbp1, whose product is annotated as PAX3 and PAX7 binding protein 1. The transcript is spliced from 18 exons. The coding region runs from base 113 to 2893 and encodes 926 amino acids. Gene Ontology annotation, molecular function: DNA binding. Gene Ontology annotation, cellular component: nucleus. The record is from RefSeq and is a predicted model, not a curated record. Lineage: Eukaryota; Metazoa; Chordata; Actinopteri; Lampriformes; Lampridae. Gene Ontology annotation, biological process: positive regulation of transcription by RNA polymerase II; mRNA splicing, via spliceosome.